Messenger RNA from Cryptotermes secundus, 2401 nucleotides. RefSeq names its product sulfide:quinone oxidoreductase, mitochondrial (gene Sqor). The transcript is spliced from 9 exons. Gene Ontology annotation, cellular component: mitochondrion. The record is from RefSeq and is a predicted model, not a curated record. Bases 194 to 1525 code for a protein of 443 amino acids. Gene Ontology annotation, molecular function: FAD binding; sulfide:quinone oxidoreductase activity. NCBI's taxonomy places the organism in Eukaryota, Metazoa, Arthropoda, Insecta, Blattodea, Kalotermitidae.
GAUGAUGACCAUGCUGUCUUGUACAGAAUGGUUCCCGUUUGCCUGUGAUUCAAAACGGACAACUUGUUGCUCUUUGUGAAGGGAUAUAGUUGACCUCGUUGACCAUGGUCGAGCCUCCGGAACAUUGGAGGCCUUGGAGGCGGUGGAGUACGUGACUUGGGAAAUGUGGGUUAGACUACCGAAGUAGUUCAAGAUGAAUUGCUACAAGUCCUUGGCAUACCUGAAAUCGCCUUGCAGAAUCCUCACGGGGAGAAAUCUGUCAACUUCAACAGCCCUAAGGGACCAACAUAGUUGUAGACUGUUGGUUGUGGGUGGUGGAGCUGGAGGGUGCAGUAUAGCUGCCAAAUAUGCAUCAAAACUUGGGAAGAACAAAGUCAUCAUCAUUGAUCCAGCUGAUCGACAUUAUUAUCAAGCAAUGUUCACAAUGAUUGGUGGUGGAAUGAAGAAAUUGAACCAGUCUUAUAAAGAGAUGGAAGAUGUUCUUCCCAAAGAUGCUUUGUGGCUGAAAGACACUGUCACUGAAAUAGACCCGAAGAAGAGUCAAGUAACGACACAAAAAGGAGACACGGUGGCAUAUGAUUACAUGGUUGUUGCUACUGGUAUAGAGCUGGACUUUGAGAAGAUACCAGGUCUCCUAGAGGGUCUGAAGGAUCAUAGGAGUGGUGUGUGUUCUAAUUACUCUCCAUUAUAUGUUACAAAAACAUACGGCUGCAUCCAGCGUCUGGAUAGUGGCAAUGCAAUCUUCACGUACCCAAACUCUCCUGUUAAAUGUGCUGGAGCUCCCCAGAAGAUUGCGUACAUCACUGCAGAUUACAUGCAAAGAAAUGGGAGGAAAAAUGUAAAAGUGUUGUAUAACACAGCAUUACCUGUUAUAUUUAAAGCACCAAAAUAUGCCACUUCUCUUUGGAAAGUGGCUGAGAAAAAAAAAGUAAAAGUGAAUCUGAAUGUUGACUUGAUAGAAGUAAGACCAGACAAGAAAGAAGCUGUGUUUAAAUCUUUGUCGAAACCAGAUGAGACAUUUGUUCAAGAGUACCAGAUGCUUCAUGUCUGUCCUCCACACCGCCCAACACCAGUCAUUGCCAGAAACAAGGAAUUGUCAGACUCCACAGGCUUCCUUGCCAUAGAUAAAGGCACACUGCAGCAUGUGAAAUACCCCAACAUUUUUGGCAUUGGAGAUUGUACAACCCUUCCUACCUCGAAGACUGGAGCAGCAGUUGCUGGUCAGUUGGGUGUGCUACGAAAAAAUCUGUCAGCAGCAAUGGCAGGAAAGACUCUGACAUCUACUUAUGAUGGGUAUACAUCAUGCCCUCUGGUAACAGGAUAUGGAAGCUGUAUCAUGGCAGAAUUCGACUAUGAUAGUAACCCUCUAGAGACAUUCCCGUUUGAUCAGGGUGUGGAGAGACGCACCAUGUUCCUCAUGAAAAAGGAUGUGAUGCCACAGCUGUACUUCAAUUUGAUGCUGAGAGGUCUGUGGGAGGGUCCUGGUAUCUUCCGCAAAAUAAUGCACCUUGGAUUGUCAAAGUGAACUCUGUUCAUUUGAAUGGAACAGGCUAACUAAUGCAUUUUUCUCCACAAGAAAGGGUUUCUGCCUUCUUUCAAAUCAUCUUCCAUAUUCAUCUAUAUACACAUUGUGAUGUGCCUUGCAGAUUUUACAGUCAAAGGUAUUGAAGGUUAAUGCUUACAGUAGUGAUAUCAUUCUGAGAUAACAGCUUAUAUGUCAGUAAUUUGUGUAGAUGCAUUAUUUGUCAUAUCCUGAUAGCACCUUCUCCUUUCAGUAUGAAGUGAUCCCUCGUAAUGCUUUAGGUUCAUCCUUCCUUUGUUUCUGACAUGUGAGUAAAAUGGAUGUUACUUCCUAAAGGGUUUUGAUGGUGUUGUAUUACUGUCUUCCUGGACAUGUCCAUCAUCUCGUAUUCUAAAACAGUAACAUGUUAGGAACUGGAUCUGGUCCUGUCAUCGCUCCUCAUUUCCUCAUUUCAGUAACAGAGAUAUUAAUGAGUUUUAUUCAUUCAUUCAUUCAUUUUAUUUUCUUCGAGUAAUCCAUAAUGCUUUGUCUUAUAUUUAUUUAUAUAUCUCACCGCUUAGAUGCAUUUUUUGCUACCAGCAACAGCAAGGAGUACAUGUAUUGAGAAUAAAAAGGUAAAAUAUUUAAGCGUCUAGAAAGUCACCGACAAGAUAUUUUGGGGCUCACAUUAAAAAUAACUCUUAUAAUUCUCUUCUGCAUUAUAAAAAUGUUUUUGCUAUUAACAGCAUUUCCCCAAAAGGGAAGACCAUACGUAAUGACAGAAUGAACAUAUGCAAAAUAUACCAUCCUUAAGUUCUCUAUCGGUAAAAACAAUUUAAGGGUUCUAAUAGCAAAACAAGCAGAAUUCAACUUAGUAAUUACUCUGGUUAUAUGCCCUUG